AUGAGCUUGGGAACGAAACCGGUUGGUCUAUUCUUAUCUCCUUCAAUUAUUUUAAAAUCUUCUUUAAUACGUUCUCUUUCAUUUUCUUUCUUUGACACUUCUUUCAUUCUUUAUAUUCUUCAUUUUCUCUUAUUUAAUCUUCUUCGUAAAUGCAUUUUCUUUCAUUUCAUACUUGGAGAAUGCUACUUUUAUUCUCCCUCUCUUUCGUCAAUUCUUUCUUCUGUAAAUUUCUUUCAUUUUCCUUCCUCGUUAAUCUUUCUUUUCAUUUUUCUUUUUUUUAACCAAUUUACACUUCUAAAUUUAUUUCGAUAUUUGCUAUACCGCUAUUCAUUUUCCUUUCAAACAGAUGUUGGCGUUACACGAUUUUUUCUUAAUUUUUUUUUCACCCGAUUUCGUUUCGUUUUAUUUUUCCUUCGCGAUUUCUUACAUUUUUUUUUCAUUCAUUUAUUCAUUCACUUUUCCUUUUAUACUAUCGAUCAGUCACUUCCCGUAUCAUUCUUUAUUUCUCUCUCUCUCUCUCUCUCACUCACUUUUUACAUCCAUCUUUCUUCUGCUCACAGACUAUUUCUGUUCUUAAACCCGACUAACACCCACUCACCACUUAUGCCACAUUUCUCCAGUCCCAGGGCCUCCGUCUAA
Messenger RNA from Acanthosepion pharaonis, 639 nucleotides. The record is from the annotation of a GenBank genome assembly. NCBI's taxonomy places the organism in Eukaryota, Metazoa, Mollusca, Cephalopoda, Sepiida, Sepiidae.